UGUGCCAGUCAGCCAGAGCAUCGGGCCCCAUCUGCACGCCUCUCUCUCCCUCUCUCUCUCUCUGUCUGCUUUUAUCCGUGCAGCUCUCUCUCCCUGCCCCGCUCCUUCACUGCCAGUGUCGGCGGCAGCAGCAGCACUGUCACUUUCAGCACACCGGGGAGGAAAUGUACUGAUACUACGGAGCAGCCCGGGAGCGCAUCACCAUCUCCAUCAUCACCUCCAUCACCGUCACCGCAUCCCCCCUCUCGUCUUUUCGGGGCUUUUUUUUUCCCGGAUUGAUUCGCAGCAUCGCUCUCAAAUCGUUUGUGGAUUAUUGUUCCCUCCUCAUCGACGGAAAGUGUGACAUGGAGGAGUCCAGCUCUCAGAAGUUGGUGUGGGAUGGGGACGCCAAAGCGGUGCAGCAGUGUCUCACGGACAUUUUUACGAGCGUCUACACAACGUGCGACAUCCCGGAAAACGCCAUUUUCGGGCCUUGCGUGCUGAGCCACACGUCUCUGUAUGACAGCAUCGCCUUCAUAGCUCUGAAAUCCACCGACAAACGCACAGCACCUUAUAUAUUCAGGGUGGACACUUCAGCGGCCAACAGCACCUCGGAGGGCCUGAUGUGGCUGCGGCUGGUCCAGUCAGCCCGGGACAAAGAGGAGCAGAACCUGGAGGCCUACGUGAAGAACGGCCAGCUCUUCUACCGCUCACUCCGACGCAUCGAGAAGGACGAGGAGCUGCUGGUCUGGUACGGCAAAGACCUCAUCGACCUGCUGCUGCUCAGUUCCAGCAGAGUGCCUCCCAAAAGCAAAGGUUCAUCCCACCACUCCUGUCCGGACUGCAGCCAGCGGUUCCAGUUUGAGUUCCCUUUCUUGGCCCAUCUCCGGUUCCGUUGCACCAAGAGACUGCAGAGCAUUGCUGCAGCCGACGAGGAGCACAGCAAAGACAGCGGCACAGAGCGACCAAACGCAACCCCAACCAGGACCAGCCCGAAGGUAGUCCGCUCCGAAGGUUUCAGCAGUCCUCAGGACAACAAUAAACCCUCCACAGACUUUCACAACCUAGCCAGGGAUCUAGAGAACAACCGGACCAGCCCGCCGAGUGACAAGGAGGCCGAGAUCUGCAGCGAGAGCUCGGGCAAGAGGAAGUUCUCCGAAAUAGAGGACAGGGAGUGCAGAGGACCCAGCCUUCCGCAGUCCAAGUCUAAAGACGAGCUUGCAACGUCUGUGCAGAAUUACAGAGGAGCAUAUGGCCUAGAUGACAACCACCGGUCCUUCUCCCCACCAGGCUCCAUAGAGCUGGGGGAGGUGAAGCGCAGCGCCUUUACUGAGGUUAAGUCAGCCCAGCACUCCAAACAGCACAGCAGCAGCAAAAGUCUCCAAAGCUCCAACUCUGAAAACAAAGAUGGAGGUCGGCCCAGCAGCAACCCCUCGGAGAAGCACCUUAGCAUCAGGUCUGUGCUGUCAGAGACGCAGCCGCCCCAAAGCUCGCCCAUGGGCAGCGCUUUCACCUCCGUCAGCCAGCAAGGAGGUGGCAGUGGGGAGAGGAAGAGUGCCUUCAGUCAGCCAUCUCGCUCCUUUUCGCAGAUCUCACCACUGGUGAUGCCACCCAAGCUGCUGGACUGCCACCCAGCGGUGGGCGACACCAUCUCCUCCAACAGACUCUACCAGGCUGACCACCUUGCUGCCAAGCUGCAGGGUGCAGAACUGGGCGCCAACUGCCCCGUGCCGGGCGGCAUGGCCAAGCAGAACCCCUUUGUCUACGCCACCGCCUUCUGGCCCAAGAACUCCGGACCUAUCCAGCUUCAGAUGCCCUCAGCUCUCACCCUGCUGCCUCCCUCAUUCACCUCGCUCUGUCUGCCCGCUCAGAACUGGUGCGCCAAGUGCAACGCCUCCUUCCGCAUGACCUCAGACCUGGUUUACCACAUGCGAUCCCACCACAAAAAGGAGUACUCCAUGGAGCCUCUGGUCAAGCGGCGGCGCGAGGAGAAGCUCAAGUGCCCCAUAUGCAACGAGUCCUUCCGGGAACGGCAUCACUUGUCACGUCACAUGACCUCCCAUAACUGACUUUUUGAAACGAACAAGGACGAGACUUUUGUUUAACAUGGACGGAUUGUCAACCUGCCUGGAUUUAAGCACUCCAACUGGAAAUAGACCACUUAAAAACACAAGAACACCCCUUGCACUUACUUUCACUUUGGACUAUAAUCUUUGAAUUCCUUUUCUGUCUGUUUGCUUUUACUCCCCUGUAAAAACAAUUAAUGUUUUGGGUGUAUGCAAAUGCGUUUUGACUUCAAAAAUGAAUCUAUUUAUGAAAAGUUCACUUAAAAGUUUGAGAAUAAGGGAAGAUUUAAAUAUGUGUAAUUGUACAGUAAGUUGUAUUUUAUAUCAUAUAAAUACAAAUAUAGAGAAAAAUUACAAAUGUAGUCAUACAUCAUGGUUUACAACGCAGCAAGGUUUUUCAUGUCUACAACGAAUAUGGACACAAAUUGGGGAUAUUAUGUCAGACUAUAUUUCAGAGUGCAUGUAAUAUUAAAUGAUAUUGAUUUAAGAUGCAGUCUAUACAUUACAAUGUAAAUAAUUUGUUUUAUUUGAAAUACAAAGUGUAAUAUUUUGUGUCAGUGGGGAAUAGUUUCAGUGUUUCUUCCUUUUGCGGGAAUUUACUACUUGAUAGUUUAUCUAAUCAUGUUGAAUGCAUUGACAAUAAAAUAGCUUUAUUUUCAAA
Neolamprologus brichardi is the source of this 2706-nucleotide messenger RNA. RefSeq names its product PR domain containing 8b (gene prdm8b). Gene Ontology annotation, molecular function: protein binding. Gene Ontology annotation, biological process: oligodendrocyte development; regulation of DNA-templated transcription. Gene Ontology annotation, cellular component: nucleus. The record is from RefSeq and is a predicted model, not a curated record. NCBI's taxonomy places the organism in Eukaryota, Metazoa, Chordata, Actinopteri, Cichliformes, Cichlidae.